Messenger RNA from Cylicostephanus goldi, 498 nucleotides. NCBI's taxonomy places the organism in Eukaryota, Metazoa, Nematoda, Chromadorea, Rhabditida, Strongylidae. The record is from the annotation of a GenBank genome assembly.
CUGUUUUUACAGUGCCCCUACGCUUACCCUUAUUUGUUCUUGGCAAGCACAAGUAAACUGACUGAAGAGUGUCAAAUACAGUUUCUUCAGAAUGAUCCCGUCGACUACGAAAGAGUACGACCCUCAUCGACAUUACCGACCAUGGGAGCUAGAGCGAUGUCUCCGGUAAGGGGACCAUCACAGAGUCAGUUUGGAGGGUCCCCAGCUACGAUGCCACGAUGGGACUCCGGAAGAGCCGAACAUUUCCACCAAAAUGGCGAAUAUGCGACGCCGUCAAGGCAACUCGAGCAGAUGAAUGUGGUCUUUUUGCAAGCAAACGAUGAGGUUAAAAGGGCCAUUUUGCCUCCUGAGGUGCAUAGUCUCGAUCAAGUGAAGAUGGCCUUUGUUCGUGCUUUCCCGAACAUUUCAAGACAUUAUAUUGAACAGCCAUCCAUAAAAAUCUACAUCCAAGAGCCUUCCAAAGGACAGCUUUUCUAUGAACUUGAUGAUCCCGGGUAA